Linepithema humile (Argentine ant) is the source of this 1750-nucleotide messenger RNA. RefSeq names its product DNA primase large subunit-like. Gene Ontology annotation, biological process: DNA replication initiation; DNA replication, synthesis of primer. Gene Ontology annotation, cellular component: alpha DNA polymerase:primase complex. NCBI's taxonomy places the organism in Eukaryota, Metazoa, Arthropoda, Insecta, Hymenoptera, Formicidae. The record is from RefSeq and is a predicted model, not a curated record.
AAAUAAAGACAUCACGUGUCUAAAAAUAAUCAACUGUUGUAGUAGUUUGGUUCAUGAUGUUCUUUAACGCUGAAAUUGAGCAUCGAGUGCACUGGUCGAAUGUAAGCGUGAAAAGGCACCUUUAUCACUGAAGGCGCAACUCGUUGCGCGACUCUGAUGCAGAUUGUCAUCUAGUAUACAUCGAGGUUUCAAGUUUCUAUUGAACAAUCACCGAAAAAUUUUGGCGAUAUAUAUUCACAUGAUUUGCAAAUGUAUCAAAAUUUUCCAUUUGGAGAGAUAACGUUAGAUGCACUGAAGGAAAUAAGUGAAACCAGGCUCAAAGUUCUUACUCUGGUAGAACGUAUACAUUUACAAAAAAUGAUACUAUCUGUGUCACAACGCAAAGCUGCAUUGAUAAAAGAAUUGCAGCAGAAAGAAUUACAUGAAUUUGCAAAUCUGAUCAAUAGUUCAGGAUGUAAAUCACAUACAGAUCUGAAUAUUCAUGUUAGAAGGAGAGAUCACAUAUCUCACUUUGUAUUAAAGUCUACAGUUGCCUUCAAUGUAUUAAAAAAACGCUGGUUUUUCAAACAAGAAAUGAGAUUGUUUAAAUGGAGAUUUACUUCAUUAGAUAAUGAGGGCAUCAAACAGUUUAUGCGUAUUAAUAAUUUCGAUUUUGAACCAAUCAGUCAAAGUGAAAAGGAGGAUAUUAAAGAAUAUCUACAGACAUCUUCAAACAAGGAUAUCGAUGACAUGCAAUUUUACAGAAUACCCUUUUCUCAUGUACCUAGUUUAAUUAAAAAACGUAAAGUCUUUAUUAUGAAUGGUGAAGCAUUUGUACCUGAAGAAGAAAUGGUAUUUCUGUUUAUACCAUACUUUAGAAAUAUACUGAUUUCAAGCUUUGAGAAUGCACGUGAGGCUAGAGCUAAUAUAUACAAUGAUGAAAGAUUUACGAAUAUCUUUGCAAGUUUAGAAAACAGUAUUCAUAUUGAGAAUACUAUAUUAGUACAAAAACAAGAAGUACAACAAUAUGUUUCACUUAAUCAAUUGGAUAAGCUUUCAGAGACCUCUUAUCCUCUUUGUAUGAGAGUGCUUCACAAAGCACUAAGGAAGAAUCAUCAUCUCACUCAUGGUGGUAGAGUACAGUACGGUUUAUUUUUGAAGGGCAUAGGAAUUUCUUUGCCCGACGCAAUGGCGUUUUGGAAAAAUGAGUUCACACAAGUAAUGGAUGAAGCUACAUUUAACAAAGAGCAUAGCUAUCAAAUAAGAUUUGCCUUUGGAUGGGAAGGCAGUCGGCGAGAUUAUCAGCCUUUUACGUGUCUAAAAAUUAUGGAGUCAAUUGUAGGACCUAGAGAUUAUCAUGGAUGUCCUUUUAAGCACAUGCCUCUUGGUAUACUCGAAGAUGAACUUACCGAUUGCGGUUUCAAUGCGUUGGAGAGAUCAGCAAUAACAAACUUAUCGAGAGACGGCCAAUAUUCUGCAGCGUGUAACAAGUACUAUGAAAUUAAACAUAAUUGUUUUAACGACACCGUGUUUAAACAUCCAAAUGUAUAUUUUAAUGAGAGUGUAAAUCGCUAUCAUGAUCUGGAUCUGGAAACAGAAAAUGCAUAUUAAUUAUUAUACAAGAAUAUAUCUUGAAAAACUGGAACCAUUGAGAUUGUUGCAAGUAAUAUGAUGUUUCAUACAUCAGCAGAGUGAGUGAUAGCGAUUUUUAUACAGAUUUCUGAUUGUAAUAAAUAGUAAUUUACUUACAAAUAAAAAAUUUGGAAUAAAA